AUGGUCACUCAGGACUGGGGUGAAGUGGCGUUUGUUCUUGACCAGCCCGCAGGAACUAGCAAUCUACUACUUAACAGCCAGAACAUGACUUUCAACGCCGGCAGGAAAGCUAUUGGGGGUCGUCUCAUCAAUAUCGCUGGUUGGAUACGCAAUGCCCACCACCAGCUCCAUGCUUUUAAGCAAAUGUUUCUCAUGGGUACCGAGCGUUUUGGUGAUGUCAAACAUCGCUUCCUUCAUCGAGUGAGAUGGGAAAUCGAGCAACUCUACCUUGCCCCACUCUAUAAGAUCAAAGAGCAAAUCAACAGCGGCGCUCUCACCAUGGGAUCAUACACGGUAAUUUUCUUCCCGGAAGGCUGUCAACUCUACGGGGAGACAGAAUGGAAACUUCUACCACUCCUUCGAAAGAUACGGGGCCGUGCACUUAAGCUGCUUAGGCGGUGGGCUAAGAUAAGCAAAAUGGCUUCAGCCCAAGACAUCAACGUGACGGAUAUGUAUGUUGAGCUUGGAACACCAAUCCCCGUUCAGGGUUGCAUGGAGUUGCUAUUGGAAUUAUCGUGCCUCGAGUUUCGAGCGGUUGGCUACAAGUCCUCACGUCUAGGCGAUGGGACGAUAGCGUCGACUUUAGAUACGAAGAGAACUAUGAAAGACGGUUGGAAACGGAUCCGGUGCUACCUGGAAAAAUUCCCAAACGGGACGAUCAAGACUCUCAAGGACUUCGUAAAGCCUAUCGACACCAUUGAAGAGCUAGAGGGAGACGAUCGCCUCUUCGAGCAACGCCCUUACCAGCCAUUCGUGACGCAUGUGUGCUUCCUUUGUGGGACUGCCGGAGCAACGAUGGAACGCAUCAAAUUCGCGGAGUUCAAGAAGUGCCUACUACAUAUUCGGAAGCAGAGGGUACCUGAAGAGGGAUGGAUCUCCCGCGAAUGCAGGCGAAUCCACACAACUGCAACAGAAACGCCUCUCCCAGACCAGCAACGAUUCGAGCGCAACGAAGUUGUACUGAGUCCCGUACUCAGCAUGCGCUGUCAUAUAGGGCAGGCUUUCGACUAUCUGCUCAAUCCAGUGUCGGGUUGCAAGAUUUGUCGGGUUGUGCGGGGUUAUCCUGAAGUCAUCACCAAUGGUCACAAUGCAUACGGGAAGAGCUCCGGGGCCGUCAACUGUGCUGAGUACGCUACAGCGCCGCGUUGCAAAAAUAUGGAGGUCCAUGUUAUUGGUCCAACAGAUCCAAGUGGAAUCUGUACAGUGUCGACGCUGCGAAGGUUCCUCACCCAGUUUCGUCACUCCAUCAACUGGUCGUUGAAGACAGGGAAAGGAUAUGGACAAAGACAUGAAUGGAAAGGCCCAAGGGAGGUUACCUGGCAGGGAUAA
Molecule: messenger RNA, 1368 nt
Organism: Trematosphaeria pertusa
Lineage: Eukaryota; Fungi; Ascomycota; Dothideomycetes; Pleosporales; Trematosphaeriaceae
Exons: 3
Coding region: 1-1368 (455 amino acids)
Source: RefSeq, a predicted model, not a curated record